Molecule: messenger RNA, 2307 nt
Organism: Tetrahymena thermophila SB210
Lineage: Eukaryota; Ciliophora; Oligohymenophorea; Hymenostomatida; Tetrahymenidae
Product: A C2HC-type zinc-finger protein
Exons: 2
Source: RefSeq, a predicted model, not a curated record
AAGAAUCAUAUAAAAGAUUGGAGAUAAAGUUUAAUUAAAGAGGUUUUUUAGUUUCAAAAUAAAAACAUUCUAAUUGUAAAACAUUGUAGUCUAUUUUUUUUAAGUUUUCAAAGGAAGCAAUAAAUAGUUAGCCAAGGUAUAUUUCAAAGGAUGCAAAUACACAUGGAUUAAUGGAAUGUUAACAAUAAUCACUAGUUUCAAAGGAAUUAGUAUGGAGGAGCUAACCAAUGGAAUCCUCAGAUGCAAUCUUAUUAAUAAUAUUAGCCAUCUUCUUAUACUUAGCAAACUAACAUGGGUAUGUAGUAUCCACAUUCAGCGAAUCAGUCAGCACAGAAUAUCUACAGACCAAACUAUUUGACAAAAGAUGAAAGAAAGGGAAAUUUAGCACUCACAGGAGAAUUAGCUUUAGGGAAGAACAAUAAUUACUAGCAAGUUAAUGGAGGAAGAUUGAAUUACACUGGCAAUAUGAAUUUUGAUAAUUAAGGAUACAGUACGGACCCAUAUAAAAAUAAUAACAAUAGCUACUAAGCUAACCAUUUUAAUAUGAAUGCUAAUCAGUAACCUUACAUGAGAAUUUAAUAGCAAUAACAACAAUAGCAAUAAUAAUUUGGGUCAGGAGCUAAGAAUAUAAAUCCUAGUGAUUUUGAGCAAGCUCAGAGCUCGCUGCGUUUAUUAAAGCAAAAAAUGCAAAACAAGGAAACUAAUAACUACUACAGCAAGCAAGAUUUGUAAAAUAACUUAAACGAUGGAUAUUAGGGAGCCAACUCACAAAGUACAACAAAUACAUCACUCAAUUAAAAUAAAUAGUUUCGCAAAGUUUUUAAAGUAGAUGUAUAAAACAAUGGCAGUGAUACGCUUUAAGAAUUUAAAAAUUAGAGAUCCAACGAGUUUUCAGAUAAUGAGUUCGCUCCUUAACCAUCGCUUAGAUAAAGAGGAUCUCUAUAACGCCCUCAGUAGUAAUAGAAUUCAGAUAAUUAAUAUGGAAGCAAUUAAAAUAGCUAGAGACAAGAUAAUUUUGCAAGAGCAGAUAGUAAUUAGCAAAUUAAAAAUUAUAACAAUACAAAUUUAAAUGGAAGCUUAAAAAGAGAUAAUAGCAACAAUAUAUAAAUUCAAUACUAGUCAUCCAUGCAAAGGACGAUGGAAAAGAAAGACCCAUAAAUGGUCUAUAACUCUUAGAGAUAAAAUUAGAUGUAGAAUUAUGAAUAUUAGGGUAACUAAGAUGCAAACGAUGACGAUUUAAUAUUUUCUAAUCAGAUGAAAAAGAAACCUGCUGUCAAGAAACCACCUUUGCAAAAUAAAGUUCAGCCUGAUUAUAGCUAGUAAAAUAGCUACAGCAGCAAUAUUGGUAAUAAAAAGCAGUUUAAUUCACCUAACUAAGGAGAUUUUAGCUAAAGAUAGCAGCAAUAACAAUAGUAAUAAUAACAACCACCAAGAACUAGUUCAUACAGAGGAGAAGUAAAUGGCCAAAAGUAUUACAAUUUUUCAAAAAAUUUAGAUACUUCAAUUCAUAAAGAUGACGAUGAUGACGAGUAAGAGAAUGCUGCAAACUAGAAAUUUGUAUCAAAAACAAAGUUUUCUAACAAUUAGGGAAAAUAUAGCUCAAAGACAUUCACUGAUGAAGAAGAAAAAUAGUACGACAAUGGCUAAUAUAAAAAUAACUAUUAAAAUAAUAACUAGCAACAAAAAAAUAAUAAAUUAGCUUAAUUAAAUAAGAAUAAUUCAUAGAAACAAGUAAAUAGUGCUUUAGAAUAGCCAAUUAUAUCAAAUUAAAAAGUAAACGAACCUAGUAAGUACGAUCUUACUUAAAUAAAUGCGAGAGAAGCUAUUUAAGAUAAUUUAGAUAAUUUAGAAGAGUGUCCUGAGGGCUGCGGGAGAAGAUUUGCUCCAGAAGCUCUAGAAAAACACGCUAAAAUAUGUAAAAAGGUAUUUUAGUAAAAAAGAAAAAAAUUUGAUACAAAAAAAUAAAGAAUAAAUGAUGAAGAACAUGAAUAAAUAUUGUAAUAAGCAUAAAUGGAAGAAAAGAUGAGAAAUUAAUAUGCAUCUAAAAAUAAAUAGCCUGCCAAAACGAACACAUAGUAAUAAGACAAAAAAUCUAAGUGGCGUAUGCAAUCUGAAUAGUUUAGAGCUGUUUUAAGGUCAAAUAAAGGAGGAGAAUAAGCAUAAGAUAUACCAUAAUAUGAUGACAGAAUAGAAUGUCCUCACUGUAAAAGAAAAUUCUAGGAGUCUUCUUAUAACAAACAUGAAUAAAUAUGUGCUAAUCGUGCAAAAAUAGCUAAGGCAUCUGGAAAACCUUUCAUAAAAAAAUGA